Messenger RNA from Ambispora leptoticha, 957 nucleotides. Lineage: Eukaryota; Fungi; Glomeromycota; Glomeromycetes; Archaeosporales; Ambisporaceae. The record is from the annotation of a GenBank genome assembly.
AUGUCUACGGAAGUCGAGAACAUUAAUGUUGAAGCUAAUAGAGAAGAGACACUUGUUCUAGGCAGCACAUUAUUAGGCGAGGGGAAUAGCUCUUCGAACGCUUUUUAUGCAUUUCAGCUCGGGAAUACAGAGGACACAGAUAUAGAUUUUAGUCGAGGCGGUCAGCUUGAAAUUGAAGACGACGAAUUAAGAGCUGAUUUGUAUAGUCGAUCGAAUGACGAACCAAUUACUUUCACUGGCUCGAAAUUAUCUAAUGAUAACGGAUCAAGCAACAGCACCAAGAAAUGCUUGUUGAUUUAUGAUGAACAAACUCAGGUUAGUGACAGAGACCAAGAAAAAGACGUAUUGCUCGAUCGAUUAAUUGGUUAUUGCAACAAUGAUAAUACCUGGACACUUGAAUUGGUAGACACUUUAUUCGACCUUACAAACGUUAAUAAUGACUUAAAUACAUCAAUUACAUCAACACCAUUAUCCACAACAGCUGCUUCCACGCCAAAUCGUGAGCUUAUUAAUACGAUUAAUACCUCGUCAUCUACACCGAAAGGAAGUAUCACAUCGAACCUCGUCUUACCAUCGAAACCAACACCAAAUUCACAAAAGUCCAAAAAAACCAAGACACAUGUAGUCCCUCAAAUAGAAUCAUCUGAUUCUAUACAAAAUGAAUUAUUACUUGAUCAAGAAAACCCAUUGCCGACUGUAAAUUCAUUGUCAUUGAAUAAUACUAGCGAAGGUGAAAAUAAGAGCAGACAGAGCGGAACCGAGUCCUCUGUAGCUGGUAGUUCGUCUGGUAGUUUAUCUUCGGAUUCUGGUUCUGAUGAAGAAGAAGGGUCACCAUCUUCUGAAUCGGGGGAUGAUGAAAUUGUCUCCCGAAGUAAAGUAAACACAUUGCGAGUGAAUGUUACAACAGUAAAGAAUGUUGACGGUCCUAUUUCAUUGGGAAAACUACUUGGAGGGUGA